ACACGCGGUACACGACCUGGUCCGAUAUCGCUCUCUUGUACGCUAACAAGCAUCGAAGGGUACCGAAAGACAUUAAAUGUGACUGCAAGCGGACGACAGUGCUCUGCGCAGGCCUUGCGAUGAUCUGACGCUCUGUACAUUUGAUUUACCUUUAAUGUAUUCUCAACGCAAACAGUAAAAGGACACAGUUGGCACAUUUCCAAAGGAUGAUCUCGUCUACCGUGCUCUCGAUAGACUGCUUCUGUUUGAAGCACUGUGAUGUCUUUCAAAGAGACGCUCCCCCGGAAGCGAAUUUAGUCUAGAAAGUGCCCUCGGCGCUACUACUAUGCAAGAAACGAAUCAUGCCUGCGGUCGAAGUUCGAGAAGAAAGAGAAAAAUGCAACAGGCUGUUGGAGGUCUUCGACGAUGUGCAUGCGUUCCUGUCCGAUCGAGUUGUUCGCUCGAUUCCCGAAAGCAUCGAAGUGUUUUUUCGGGACAACGGUGUGCCGGGAAAACUCAGCGAAGACGUUUCGGACGCCUGCUUGCGGUACAUCAUCCACGGUUCGUUCAUCGACAUUCUUGCCGCGCGCAAGAUACUUCAGAAGCACCUGCUGCAACAAGACACCGUCGACUUGCAGCGAGUCGCCGAAGCUGACGAUGUUGCCCUGUCGGAAGCGUUUCAGGACCACUACGUUGAUGUGGCGUCGCACGAGGUUAUUGGUGCUGAUGUCAUCGAAGACUGCCCCGAAUUGGCCGCCGAGGAAGAUGGCUUCUGUUCACCCAGUGAAACAACGCUUCUCGUCAACGUUGUUGCCGAAAGCGGCGCGUGUAGUGAGUUUUGUUCCUCCGACCUGCAGCACUCGUUUGACCAAAUCGAGGCCGUUGCGAGUGAUGUCAGCGCUGUCGCCUUGGAAAAGGAGCCGCAGCAGGUCAGCUGUGACCCAAGUGCAGUGCCGAAUCCAGUUGUCAUUGAGAUCCACUGCUCGAAACUGGAGGACGCCAUGCUGAAUCUCCCUUUGGAUCUUCCCCCAUCCCAAGACAAUGUGGUGGAGCAGUUCAUGGAAGACCCGACAGCCGUGGCCGUCACCUGUACGACAGAUCAGAUAGCAGAGGAUAGCGGAGGAGACAACGUCGCCCUCGAGCCAGUGACGGAAGUUCAGAAACAGAAGCGUAACUACGAGGAGGUCACGCCUUUCAAGUACUUCUGCGAGCUGUGCUCAUUCAAGACAAAGCGGAACAGCCACUACCUGAAGCACAUCAAGAUACACGAAAAGGUGACUACACUGCACAGCUGCGACAAGUGUUCCUUCACCACGAUGCGCCUGGGCCACUUGAGAAGGCAUGCAUCUACUCACAGCAACCAUCUUCAUCGCUGCACCCAUUGCAGCUACACAACUGACGACCAAAAGUUGCUCCUGCGACACAACCGCAUGCGCCAUUAUCGGACUAAGCGUUCCCGACAAGCACCGGCCAAGCCUAUGGAAUGCCCCCACUGCAACUACCGUACCACACGGCCACUACUACUUGCCAGACACCGUCAACGCCACGCAGGCGACAGCGGGACGCUCCAGAGCAGUGCGCCCUUGCACCAGUGCACCCAGUGUGGCUACCAGACGCAUCGCAAGGAGCACCUGGUGCGGCACCGAGCCAAUGUCCACGGAGGGGCGCGCCCAUUCCUGUGUCACCGUUGUGGCAAGGCCUUCAAACGGGCAGAUGCCUUGCGCCAGCACCAUCUGACACAUGCCGGCCCGAACGAGGGUGCCCCUCCAGCCUCUUUUGCAUGCCCACAAUGCCACAAGGUCUUCCGGACCCACUCGCACCUCUCGGAGCACCAAGCAAUCCAUUCAACGGCACGACCAUUUUUGUGCGAGAUCUGCGGCUCGGCUUUCAAGACGCGCUCCGUGCAACGCAAGCACGUUCAGUCGGUUCACAACAAUCCGCGGGCAUUCUGCUGCAGCUGCUGCACCAAGAAGUUCAACACUCAGUAUGCGUUAAAACGGCACCAGAAGCUUCACCAGCCGCCAUCCGAGCAGCAACAACGGCACCAGCAGCCAGCACAGCCGCAUCUACUCGCACCCCCAUCAUUGCCACUACCAGAGGAGCAGAUUCAUGCUGCAACAACACUUCAAGACGUCCUUGGAAGCACGGCUCCUGCCAUGUCCGGACCAGUGGCCGAGGUGCCUGGCCUAGAGCAUGUCAUAACAACCGUGCCCAUUCAAGACACGUGCGACGUGAUUGGACAGAUCUCGACAGCCAUGCUGCAACCUGCGGAGACUGCAACCCUGCUGUACCUAACAAACCCUCUGCCACCAUUUUGAACUCAAAGAAAGAA
Molecule: messenger RNA, 2311 nt
Organism: Rhipicephalus sanguineus (brown dog tick)
Lineage: Eukaryota; Metazoa; Arthropoda; Arachnida; Ixodida; Ixodidae
Product: zinc finger protein 623
Exons: 7
Coding region: 342-2297 (651 amino acids)
Biological process (GO): regulation of transcription by RNA polymerase II
Cellular component (GO): nucleus
Molecular function (GO): DNA-binding transcription factor activity, RNA polymerase II-specific; RNA polymerase II cis-regulatory region sequence-specific DNA binding
Source: RefSeq, a predicted model, not a curated record